AUGGAAACCUUCCAAGCCCAACUCUUCGCCACCCUCGGCACCCACCCCACCCUCAUCGACGACAUACUCCACAUCAUCGCCCACCAGGGCGACCUAACCUCCUCAUCCCACACUCGCGCCGAAGCAGCCAUCUCCCACCGCCAAUACCUCCACUGGUGCGCGACCUCCAACUCCAGCGAACUGCUGAUCCAAAACGACCCGGACUCCACCCACUACACCAUCUCAGGUGUAUCCCUCUUCUCGGCCCGCUUCCUGACCUCCCCCGAAGACGACCGCACCCACAUCCGUCUCGCCUGGUUCUGCUCCCUACACGAUAAUCCAUCCCGUCCGCCCACCACUACCAACAACCCGAACCCCCCACCCCACCCCGGCGGCGCGCACGCCAUGCUCUCAGCAUUCAUCAUCCAACUCCUCCGCCAACUUGAAUUCGAAUUCAUCUCCUGGCCGGGCAUCGGCGCGUGGGAGAUCCAACUUCAGGCCCUCGCGCGCGGCGAACUAGGUACCCUGGCGACGUUGUUCGAGUGGCUCGUCUGUAACGUCCCCUCGGAGACCGUCCUCUCGAUCGUGAUUGAUGAUGUUGGACGGUAUGGGACGGGACAGUAUCUGGCGGAUAUGUUGGCCGUGGUGAGGAUGGUGUUGGCGUUGAGACGCUCCACGAGGGGUGUGAGGUGUGUUGUUAAGGUGUUGGUUACUUGUUCGGAGGGGGUUGAUGAGGUGAGGGAGAUGUUUCGUGGGGAGGAGGAACAGGCGGUUGUUGAGUUUGGGGAGUUGAGGGUGAGGGAUUGGAGGGGGGGUAGGGGAGGUAAUUAG
Messenger RNA from Aspergillus ibericus CBS 121593, 810 nucleotides. RefSeq lists its product as uncharacterized. The record is from RefSeq and is a predicted model, not a curated record. The coding region runs from base 1 to 810 and encodes 269 amino acids. Lineage: Eukaryota; Fungi; Ascomycota; Eurotiomycetes; Eurotiales; Aspergillaceae. The transcript has a single exon.